Molecule: messenger RNA, 957 nt
Organism: Didymella exigua CBS 183.55
Lineage: Eukaryota; Fungi; Ascomycota; Dothideomycetes; Pleosporales; Didymellaceae
Exons: 3
Coding region: 143-667 (174 amino acids)
Source: RefSeq, a predicted model, not a curated record
UCCUCGCGCCGUCGAGCGAUGAUGAUCCGGAUGGAGUGCAAAUGUUAGUGUUCAGUGUCUGGUUGCGAGCAGUCGAAAUCUAUCCUUCGUUGGUAGCCUUUCUUCCCUGGAGCCCGCGUUUCCUUCGAGGAAGCAACGCUCCAUGCGCAUUUCAGACUCCAAUUCCUACGUGUCGUGCGAAUUUCGAUCACAUCUUGACGGGCUCUUCAAAAUGAGGCAGGGAUCGAUUGCCAUCACCGGGAAUAACCUGAUUCGCGCCUUCACAUUCAGCUGGCCUUUGAGACUUGCACCAAGGCGCACUUGGCAAAGCUUAUACCCAACUUGUGGUCCUUUACGGAUCUGCUUUCGACCCUUGGGUGGUUCUAGCAUCAAAUGUAUGCGGAUUUUAAUAUGGAAAAUGGUCAUGUCUUUGUUUCGUUGGCCUUCAAGCUCUGUCCCUCAGACAGCAGCCUCAAGUAGAAAUACGGCUGGUUGUAGCUGCCUGGUCCACUCGCUUGUUGCCACUGCACGCCCUUCUACCAUCUGGUAUGGUCGUCUCGAGCCACAGCGGCCGCCUGUGGGCGGAAUGAAGAUAAAGAGUCUAGUUGUCGCCUCGCCGUACGUCGUUGCCAUUCAAGUGGCCGGCAAUGCACAACCAAUUAUAGCCGAAUCUGGUGCAGGUUCGUGACUUGAUAGAUUGGUAUUGCGGUCUUCCUUUUUUUUAAAGCUGAUCGAUACAUAUAAGACAAGACCAGAUUAAAGAAGAAAAAAUUGGGUCCAGAUUACUCUUCUGAGCUAAGUUAGCAGAUAACAAGCUCAUACACCCUGAGCAGCCUCUAUUAGCCUUAGCCUAACCUCUACAUCUGUACGGCAUCUGAUCUGCUCGUCCAUCAAUCUAUGCCCACUGCAAUACUUCUCAAUAUUACAGCAUGAAUGGUGUCCUAUACGCCGAAGAGGGUGACGUCGAAGGGCAUGGAU